GUGUAGUCAGUCGUACCAGUCUGUGAGCUGCUAUCUGCUGGAGGGAGUGUAACUGCUGGAGUCCGAUAAUUAAUGCACUUCGACAAGCAUAUAACGUUAGCUGACUGAGUUUCUGAAGUAGCUCCAGACGUUUCUUUAGCUAUUUCAACACGAACACGUUUCACUGCUGUGUGCUGUUGUAACCAUUUUGUUGUGAAGGGAGUUGAUUUUAAAAGCUAACAGACCGGGUAGCUAACUCGGCUAACGCUAGCUGCUAGCACGUUAGCUAUAGCCACAUGUUACAUUUAGGUUUCCGUCCCCUUCGCUUCGACUCAGAUAUCUGUUUAUGUCGGUAUGGCCCGUAGGAAGGAAGCAUUUCAGUCAAAAGUACUCCAGAAGCUCUACCCUGCAGCUCCCAAAUUGGAGAAGGAGCCCAGCCCACCACACAUUGUAGAGGCCCUCGCCAAAAAAAACUACGUGAAAAGAAAAGCCUCCCAAGAGGACACGGCCACUGGAAAUGCAGGGAAGACACAGAGUGCAGCCAUUCCAGGCAGGCGGAUUUACACGGUCCUACCUCCUCCUGCAGACUUCAAGACAGAUUCUGAGAAAUCCGUCACACUCCCCCAGCUAGAAAGCACAAAUAGUGCCGAGGACCCAGCUGACGACAGCGUCCAUGAUGGCAAUGAAGAACUAGACCAAGAUAAAGAGGAAGAAGAGCAGAAAAGAAAGAGGAGAAGAAGGAAAAGGAAACCAGCCCUUCAUCAAGACUCUGGGAAAGAUGCGGCAGUUCCAGUGAGUGAGUCCGGCAUGUGUCAGAGUCAGACACCUGUGGAUGAGGGAGGAGAGCGCAUUAGCAGGAACAAGAAGAGGAAGCUGAAGAAGAAACGGCACAAAGAGAAGCUGCUCUCCAGUGGCCUGAUGCCCCGGGCUGCUGCCCUGGAGUUCACAUACAAAAAAGAUGGGGAGCAAGAGGAGGUGGAGGAGGAGAAGGAGGAGGAGGAGGAUAACGAGCAGAGAGCUGCUGAGGUGUCAGACUUCCUCAGGACAACGAUGGAAAUCUAUAAGUCAGACUCCUCGUUGCGUGUGGACAAGCUUCCUCUCCUGUCUGGGAUACUGGAUGACCUUCUAAGCAGCAUAGCCAGCGGAGACAAGCCUACCUCUGUCCUGAAGCAGCUCUACAGCCUCAAGGCAUUUGUCCAGCAAAAAGAGUCAGACAGACUAGAAAAAGCACUAGAGGAGCUCUAUAACACUUCUUCUCUGUCUGCAGAGGAAACCACUGCAGUCGUUUCACUGUUCCAAUACUGGAUCACAGACAUUCUUCCCAUGCAGGGAGACAAGAAGACAGGGCUUUCUACAAUGCACCCAUGAGACUGCCAGUCACAGCGAAACAGACUCCACUGAAGGAUUAUUUCCAUCACUUUAGACAAGAAAGUUCUGGAAUAUACCGAGUUGCACACUGUUGGACUUAACAUGAUGUUAUUUAGAAUAUUUUUAUAAUUAAAUAUGUUUUUUUGAUCUA
Messenger RNA from Dicentrarchus labrax (European seabass), 1498 nucleotides. Its product is annotated as glutamate-rich protein 1. Bases 334 to 1347 code for a protein of 337 amino acids. The record is from RefSeq and is a predicted model, not a curated record. The transcript is spliced from 6 exons. NCBI's taxonomy places the organism in Eukaryota, Metazoa, Chordata, Actinopteri, Moronidae.